ACAAAUUUCUAAAAUGCUUCCACUGCAUGUAAUCCGUUCUGCUAAGUACACCCGAAUCAUGGUAGAGACUAAGUCAGGAGAGACUUAUGAUGGCAAACUCGAAGACACUGACAGGUUCAUGAACAUGCAUCUUGAGGAUGUCAUCCUCACCUCUUCUACUGGAGACAAGUUUUAUAAAGCUAAGAAGGUACAUUUGAGAGGGGAUAAGAUCAAGAGUUUACAGAUGGACCCUAAAGUCCUGACUAAUCAUCUUGAUUAUAUUGAGGCUAAGAGGAAUGAAGCUGGACCCAAGAGAGGAAGUAGGGGCACACGAGGAGAAAGAGGACAGAGAGGUUAUAGAGGAUAUAGAGGUGAGAGAGGCAGAGGCGAUAGAGGCAGAGGCGAUAGAGGCAGAGGUGAUAGAGGCAGAGGCUAUAGAGGCAGGGGCGAUAGAGGUAGAGGUGACAGAGGCAGAGGUGACAGAGGAAGAGGUGACAGAGGAAGGGGAUAUAGAGGAUCUUAAGGAU
Moneuplotes crassus is the source of this 506-nucleotide messenger RNA. Lineage: Eukaryota; Ciliophora; Spirotrichea; Euplotida; Euplotidae. The record is from the annotation of a GenBank genome assembly.